GGAGUGGGGCGGGGCCUGGCCCGGGGUGAGGGGGCAUUGGGAAGGGGAGGAGGAGGGAGUGCCAUAGUUGGCUAGCCUGGCCUGGCGCUCCCGGCCUGAACCCGGCUGGACAGAGCCACCAGGGGAGGCGGAAGUGGACUACGGAUCCCAGCGCACGCUGCUCCUGCUGGAGGCCUGCAGACCCUAGUGCCUCCGGGCUCUCUGUGUGCGCAGGGGCUGCAGCCCCCGCUUUAUGGCCAAGGAACUAGGGUGCCUGGACGCCAUGCCCUGUCAUAACCAACAGCUUGUCCCCCCUGCGGCGGCGGCGGCGGCCAACGGCGGCACCGCAGCCGCCACAGCCGCCGCCGCCCCCCAGUGCCCCGAGCCCACAGAUCCCAACGGCCAGCCCGAGGAGGACCUGGCGGGAGGCCCUGCCAAGUUGCCCGCGGCCAAUGGCCCCGUGGCGGGGCCUGCUGGGGAUAGCUCGGAGGGCCCCCAGCCAGAGGACUGCGAGUCCGGAGAUCUCAUCACCUCCCAGCUCGGGCCACAGCUCAAAUUGCUGCCCAUUAACGACCAGAUCCGGGAGCUCCAGACCAUCAUCAGGGACAAGACAGCCAGUCGAGGGGACUUCAUGUUUUCUGCGGACCGUUUGAUCCGACUUAUUGUGGAAGAAGGACUGAAUCAGCUGCCAUAUAAAGAGUGCACAGUGACCACUCCAACAGGAUACAAGUAUGAAGGAGUGAAAUUUGAGAAGGGAAAUUGUGGGGUCAGCAUAAUGAGAAGUGGGGAGGCCAUGGAGCAGGGUUUGCGGGACUGCUGCCGCUCGAUCCGCAUUGGAAAGAUUCUGAUCCAGAGUGAUGAGGAGACGCAGAGGGCCAAAGUCUAUUACGCCAAGUUCCCUCCGGACAUUUACCGGAGGAAAGUUUUGCUGAUGUAUCCGAUUCUAAGCACUGGAAAUACUGUCAUUGAGGCUAUAAAAGUCCUUGUAGAACAUGGAGUUCAACCCAGUGUCAUCAUUGUCCUCAGUCUCUUUUCUACUCCUCAUGGUGCCACGUCAAUCAUCCGUGAGUUCCCAGAAAUCACGAUUUUAACCACAGAGGUCCAUCCUGUCGCACCAACACAUUUUGGGCAGAAGUACUUUGGAACAGAUUAAGUUUGAGAAAAACUGGUUUCCCCUUUACUAUGUCAUCAGAGUGUAUUGAGUUUCCUCUUGUUGUCCUGUUUUCAGUUGGGGAAUGGGGAGUGAUGGGGCUGUUUAAAUGAAUUUCUCUUUCUGGUCCAAAUGGAAUAUGUUGGCAGUCUUUUCAUUUCAUUUAGUUAUUUUUUUAUUGUUGGAACCAAGUGCAGUAAUGAGGCACAUUCGGCUCUUAGAAUUGAUGGGAAUUUUAAUAAUAUGCUUAUGCAAAUUACUGGACUCUUCAAUGAAUUAAUUUAUUCUCUACUUUCUGAACUUCCCUGCUCUGAGGUUUCCUGUAGUUACAAAUAAAACCAAAAAGAGUCAGUUCUCUAAGGCCCA
Monodelphis domestica (gray short-tailed opossum) is the source of this 1495-nucleotide messenger RNA. RefSeq names its product uracil phosphoribosyltransferase homolog (gene UPRT). The record is from RefSeq and is a predicted model, not a curated record. Lineage: Eukaryota; Metazoa; Chordata; Mammalia; Didelphimorphia; Didelphidae.